Molecule: messenger RNA, 1056 nt
Organism: Pelobates fuscus (common spadefoot toad)
Lineage: Eukaryota; Metazoa; Chordata; Amphibia; Anura; Pelobatidae
Gene: BAX
Product: BCL2 associated X, apoptosis regulator
Exons: 6
Coding region: 84-719 (211 amino acids)
Biological process (GO): positive regulation of apoptotic process; release of cytochrome c from mitochondria; extrinsic apoptotic signaling pathway in absence of ligand
Cellular component (GO): mitochondrial outer membrane
Molecular function (GO): channel activity; protein homodimerization activity; protein heterodimerization activity
Source: RefSeq, a predicted model, not a curated record
GCCAGUCUUCCUGUUCUGAGUUGCAGCAGUAGAUCCGAGGGCGGAGUGGCGGCAUUUGUGGCUUGCUGGGCUCCUGGACAGACAUGGCGGAGCAGGGAGCCGGCGGGGACUGGCCCCAGAGAGCUGGAGCCACAGGGGGCCCCAGCCAUGAAGAGUGCCAAGGCCGGACAGGAAUAACAGAUGAACAGAUCCUACAGACCGGAAAUAGGCUUCUUGAAGGGUUCAUUGCUGACCGAGUGCAGCGGGCUCCUAACAGACCUCCCGUUAAUGUGCCAGAGCUGGGCAUGGCACAGCUGAUGGAUCCUGCAACCAAGGAGCUGAGUGAGUGCCUGCGGAAGAUAGGGGACGAGCUGGAUGGAAACAUGGAACUGCAGAGAAUGAUUGAACAGGUGCAAAGCAAUUCUCCCAAGGAAGUGUUUUUUAAAGUGGCUAUGGAAAUGUUCGCUGAUGGGAAUUUUAACUGGGGAAGAGUUGUUGCACUCUUCUAUUUUGCCUCCAAACUUGUUCUCAAGGCACUGUUUACACAUGUUCCAAAUAUGAUUAAAACCAUCAUCAACUGGACAAUGGAAUACCUCAGAGAGCAUGUUGUCCAGUGGAUACGGGAUCAAGGAGGCUGGGAAGGACUAAUUUCUUAUGUUAGCACGCCUACUUGGCAAACUAUCAGUGUCUUCCUCGCUGGUGCAAUAACUGCCGCCCUUACCAUCUGGAAAUUGCAUUAAGUCUUCUUUCAGUCAUACUUGGAGCUGGUCAUUUUAAGUAACUUUUUGAACCGGAAGCACAAAGAUUAUUGGAAUUCACUUGAGCACUCAAGCGAAUAUUGAAGACCUAGCGCUUCCAUCAGGGACUUAAUAACUUCUUGUGAGCCUGGACAUGGUGAUCACGUACCUACAAUGUCAUCCAAUCUGUCAUUUUUUGGGGAGAUCACGUGUUUAUUCCUUUUUAUUUGUAUUUUUCUCAAUCUUCUUUGAUUAAAUACUUGAAUUAAUGUUCUUUGCCCCUUCCCCAAAGAAAGGAGAGAAAGAGGAAAAAGGAAAUAAAAUAAAAUAAUGUAUUUUA